Messenger RNA from Frankliniella occidentalis (western flower thrips), 2578 nucleotides. RefSeq lists its product as uncharacterized. The record is from RefSeq and is a predicted model, not a curated record. The coding region runs from base 432 to 1226 and encodes 264 amino acids. Gene Ontology annotation, molecular function: acetylcholine receptor regulator activity. The transcript has 6 exons. Lineage: Eukaryota; Metazoa; Arthropoda; Insecta; Thysanoptera; Thripidae.
AGCGCGGCGGGGGGCCAGGCCAGCGGAGCCAGCGGAGCAGCGGAGCAGUGGAGCAGCACCGGGGCCACACGGCGAGCGAGCUCCACGAGCGAGCUCCACGACGCGACCGAGUGCCCCGCACACACCCCCGCCACCUCGCGUGCGCGUGCGCGUGCGUGUGUGUGUGUGUGUGUCAGUGUGUUUGUGCGUGUGGGUGUGCGUGUGUGUGUGCGUGAGGAUUACGACUGCCCUGCCCUAAGGAUUACGCCAUCGCCAUGAGUGACGACGGGGGUGGCGGGUGGCCCGAGCCAUCCAGCCCUUUCGGAGCGGCGUGACGACAUGGGUCGCCCCACCGGCUCCAGUUCCGGCACUACCAGAUCCGGCGAGCCCGGCCCCGGCACCAGAUCCGGCAUCAGCGCCCGGCCCGCAUCUCACCACAUGGAUGUCCCGGAAUGCUGCUGAGGCUGCAGCCAUGCGAGUGGUCGCUGCUCCUGGUGCUGCUGGUGCAGACGCUGAUGGUGCUGGUGGAGGCCGUGCCCGCGACUCGUGCCCCCGGCGGCCGCCGCCGCUCCACAACCUCGACGACGUCCACCGCGUCGCCGACGCCGCCGAUCUGCGUGGAUCCGAGCACGACGGCGCCGCCGCCGCCGACGGAGCCGCCCACCACCGGGCCGCCCACCACCAGCUUCGCGGCCACCAACUCGACGUGGCCCAAGCAGUGGGUGGGCCCGGUGGUCAUGCCGCCCACCUCCGCCCCCAAAGGCGUGCCGCCGCUUGGAGGCGCCGGCGGCGGCAAUGUGCGGGAAAACCUGGUGGAAGACGACGAGGACGCUGUCACGUGCUAUACUUGUGUCAACGUGUCCGACAACAUCAUUUGCAAUAAGUACGCCAUCGACGUCCCCUGCCCUAAAGGGGAGGACUUUUGCCACACGCUGCACAUCGUGGACUCACGGGGCCAGAGCGUGCUGGUCAACAAGAAGUGCGCUGUGGCGUCCGAGUGCGACCCUGCCGUGCUGGGCUGCCUGCACAUCGACACCCAAACGGUCUGCGCGUCCUGCUGUGACGAGUCCUACUGCAACGAGACCGUUCCCACCAAUCGCACGGCGUCCUUCUACUCGUCGACACGCUCUCGCCCAACGUCGGCAUCGACGCCUCGGCCCGGCCCAGGGAUCGGGCGGGGGGCCAGCCGCUCCAGCAGCGCGCUCACCGUGGCCUUCUGGUUCGCUGUGGUGCGCGCUGCGUGCUGACCGCGCUUCUCUCACUGUUUGUCACUGACAAACAAAAGUCGACAGUUCACGGGAUGUUCGUGGACUAAUUGUCCUGUUUUUUGUUUUUUUCCAAAUCGUGGUUGGACUGUUGAAGAGCCACAUCAAACGUGUUGAUAAUAGUGUACAUAAGAAAGAAACGUUAUAUGUUGUAAAUAGAAAGUUUAUAUUAUGACUCCAAAUCGGGGUGCCACACAAGUAAAUGUGUGAAGUGUAUAUAAAAAUGUGCAUCAGCGCAAAUGCAUAAUGUGAUUCAGAGCAUAGUACGUAAAACAUUGUGUUCACAAGUAUUAUAAGUCUUUUACGGCCGAAAUCUCGUCCUGACCCCACAGCCUUGUGUUGUCCCCAGAGAACAAACUGUUCAUGCGAAUUUUUUUGCGUUGACAGAGCAAAUAGCAAAUCGGCAGAAAUAUCGUGAAAGCUGGCAGAUGCAGCCGUCGUGUUGUAAAUCAAACCCCGCUCAUAACUGUCCUUUCUGAUCGCUGCGAGCUCAUUCGAGUUAUCGUGGGAGAUCAUGUGGGUCACCCAAAAGGAAAAAGAUUGCACACAAAUCACAAUAAUAUUGGACUUAAAUUUAUUGUAACCUCCUCCAUAAGCAGUGCGUCAUUUUCUUGUCAACUGAGUUCCUGCGGGCAAUUUUUCUCCCCGCGUUUGAGAUUGCGUUAGAGCAACGUGCGGCCCAUUUUCCUUUCUUUUUUUAAAGAUGUUCUGUUUUUUUUUCUAUUAAAUAUAUUCUAAUACCGCGGGUGGACGUGGACGUGUAAUGUUUUACUGCUCGUUCUCUGAGGCGAUCGGAGUCGCUAAGGAUAAGACCAGUCUUUUUUUUGAAGGCCCCAGUCUAAAACGCACUCAUCGUUGCAUACGUGAUUUCUUGCUGGCAAGAGUUUAGAAAUUGUUAAAGUCGGUUAUUCUUUUGGAAUUUGGACCAUUUUUGACUGAGAUUUAUCAGGCGGUCUUUUGUGGUUCUCCCUGCUCAAUAUGCCUUUGGCAAAUUAUAAGAUUUGUUAAAGGCGAAAUAACGCGUUGAGUCGCGAUUUAAUAUCAAUUCCUACUGAUAUCUAUAGCAUAUUGUACGAGAUAUUAAAAUGUUUACUGAGUCUUGAAUAGUCGUGUUAUAACUGUCUUCAUUAUUGGAUGUGAUCCACACAGAGACAGCUAACGGCAAGAUGUACAUAUUCAAUGUCGACUCACAGCCUCAAAACGAGUGCCCCGUAUCCCCUCUGAAGGCUACCAGCUACCAGAUCUUACUUUCGUCCGUUUAUCCCCGUGUCCUUCAGAUUAUUAUAUUGUUUUCAAAAGCCAAAAUAAAAAAAAAUAUGUGCAAAGACCUUUAA